Molecule: messenger RNA, 3192 nt
Organism: Capra hircus (goat)
Lineage: Eukaryota; Metazoa; Chordata; Mammalia; Artiodactyla; Bovidae
Gene: NLRP13
Product: NLR family pyrin domain containing 13
Exons: 11
Coding region: 1-3192 (1063 amino acids)
Biological process (GO): regulation of inflammatory response
Cellular component (GO): cytoplasm
Molecular function (GO): ATP hydrolysis activity; protein binding
Source: RefSeq, a predicted model, not a curated record
AUGGCUUCCCCUGCCGGCAUUUCUGGGCACGAUGGUGCCCGUGCCCAGCUGCUGUCCCACCUGAGGCGCUUGGAUCCCUGGCAGCUGGAGGACUUCAAACUCGGCCUGCAGUGCCCGGAGCUGCUGCCGGCGGGCGCCCGCAGGAUCCCCUGGGCAGACCUGAGAGCCGCGGGCCCCGCCGACCUGCUCUGCCUGCUGGAGGAGCGCUACCCCGGGAGGCGGACGUGGGAGGCGGCCCUCCGCGUCUUUGAGGACCUGCGGCUGAGCUCGCUGUGCGAGCGGCUGCGAGCAGAGCUGCACGGUGAGCGGGCGGCGGGCGCGCUGCCGGGCGUUUGUGGGGUCCUCCCUGACUGCGGGUCCCCCCUGAGCGGCAGCCUCCCUGACGGGCUGUGGGAGUCCGGCGCCCGGGCCCGGGAGCGGGUGUUGGAGUAUAUAGGGGUGCGCUUUCAACAUGAGCUGCGGCUUUGCAAAGGAGCAUGUCUCCAGUGUGGUCAGGUUGAUAAGCUGGAAGAAAUGUCACAGGUGUGCAGACUCCAAGACCCAAACCAGGAAGAGCCAGCGGCGCUGGAAGAGACAGCCCACAGAAGAAGAUACAGGGAGAGGCUGAGGACCCGGAUCCUGGCCCUGUGGGACCGCACGCCCUGGCCCGAGGACCACAUCUACCUGCGGGACGUGACGCAGCGGGAGCACGAGGAGCUGCGGGGCCUCCUGCACCCGCGGGGGCCCGGGGCGCCGCCCCUCACCGUGCUGCUCGAGGGCGCGGCUGGCGUGGGCAAGACCACCCUGGCCACCAAGCUGGUGCUGCACUGGGCGGAGGGCGUCCUCUUCCGGGGCCGCUUCUCCUACGUUUUCUACAUCAGCGGCCACCGGCUGGCCGAGCUCGGCGACACCAGUUUCGCCGGCCUGCUGGCCCUGGACUGGCCGGACUCGCAGGUCCCCGUGGAAGAGCUCAGGGCGCACCCGGAGCGGCUGCUGUUCGUCAUCGACGGCGCGGAAGAGGUGCUCCUGGGCUCCGACGGCUCCGCCAGCCAGCCCAGCGACGACUGGUACCAGGAGCUCCCGGCGGCCAGCAUCCUGGUCCGCCUGCUGAAGAAGGAGCUGGUCCCCGAGGCGACCUUGCUCGUCACCGCCGGGCCCCCUGGGGGCCGCGCCCUCCGGAGGCUGCUGCUCAGCCCGUGCCGUGUGGGCAUCCCGGGCUUCACCGAAGGGGACCGCCGGGAGUAUCUCCGGAGGUUCCUGGGGGACCCGGACGUGGCCGACGAGGCCUGGCGCCGGAUGCGCGGGUCGGAGACCCUGGUCCGCUCGUGCGCCGCGCCGCUGGCGUGCUGGGCCGUGUGCGCCGGCCUCAAGCGGCAGCUGGCCGCCGGCCCGGCCUCGGCACCGGCGCCGGGCGCGCCCACCCCCACCAGCCUCUACGCCCGCCUCUUCUGCAGCCUCCUCGCGGAGGCGGAGCCGGGUCUGCGGGCCGGCAGCUCGGCCGGACAGUGGAGGGCCGUCUGCUCGCUGGCCGCCGAGGGGCUGUGGCUGGCCGCCUUCACCUUUGCGGGAGACGCCCUGGAGCGCCGGCGCCUGGAGGCCCCUUUCAUCGACGGUCUGCUGAGGCUGCAGAUUCUCCGAAGGGUCAGCGAUUGUGAGCACUGCGUGACGUUUGCUCACCGGAGCUUCCAGGAGUUCUUCGGGGCCUUGUUCUACGUGCUCCGGGGGUCCCAAGGCUCGCUGGGCGGGGUCCCCCGGCAUCAGGAGAUGAGGCUGUGGCUGAACCACGCCUUCGCCGACGCCAACCCCUACUGGCGUCAGACGGUGCGCUUUUUCUUCGGCCUCUUAGGAGCAGACCUGGCCGGGCAACUGGAAGAGGCCUUGGGUUGCCAGAUGUCCCCCGGGGCGGCGGACGAGCUGUUGGACUGGGCGGAGGAGCUGGAGAGGUGCGGCGCCGUCUCCGCGCACUUUGACUUCCUCUGGCUCUUCCAGUGCCUGCAUGAGACCCAGGACGAAAACUUGGCCCGGCGGGUUUUGAAUCACCUCCCGGAGGCCGAUCUGGACAUUCAGGGCUGCGAACACCUCCGGGUUUCUUCCUUUUGCCUCAAGCACUGUCAGAAGUUACGAAAGCUGAGGCUCUCGGUCAGCCGCGACCUGGAAAAGAAGAGGACUUCCGGCCUGGGAACUCCGGAGAUGAGGGCUGCCGAUUUCCAGAUGCAUCAGUGGGAGGAUAUUUGCUCGGUGUUUUGCAGCGGGAACCUGAGCGAGCUGGACCUGAGUAACAGCAAGCUUAGCACUGCCUCCAUGAUGAGACUCUGUCUCAACCUGGGAAACCCACGGUGCAGACUUCAGAAACUGGCCUGGAAGUCCGUGUCCCCUGUGGAGGGUCUGAAGAAACUUGGCCUUCUGCUUCACGGUAAUCAUCACCUGACCCACCUGGACCUGAGCUCCAACUGCCUGGAUGCCUCCGUGUCCCCAGGCGUGUUCAGGAUGCUGGGGCACUCGGCCUGCAGUCUCAAGUAUCUGUGGCUGGAGAAAGGGAACCUGUCAGCGGCUGCCUGUGAGGCCUUGGCCUCACUUCUCACCAGCACCCCCCGCCUGACUCGACUGUGCCUGGGACUGAACCCGCUGGGAAACGAUGGCGCGCGGCUGCUGUGCGGCUCCCUGACUUGGCCAGCGUGCGUCCUGCAGAGACUGGAGCUCUGGUGGUGCCAGCUCGGUGCACCCAGCUGUAGGCACCUGUCGGACGCCCUCCGCCGGAGCCGGAGCCUGACGCACCUGAACCUGAGGAAGAACAACCUGGGAGAUGGAGGAGUGAAGCUUCUGUGCGCAGCCCUGGGCCGUGCUUACUGCGCCCUGCAGAGCCUGAACUUGUCACACUGUUCUCUCACGGUGGCGGGCUGUUGCGAGCUUGCUUACGCCCUCAAGCGCAAUGGUCACCUGAAGAUUCUGGACGUCGGGAACAAUGCCGUUCAGGACGAGGGGGUGAGGGAGCUGUGCAGUGUCCUGAAAAGUCCGAGUUGUGUGUUGCAGACACUUGGGCUGGAGAAAUGCAGUUUGACGGCUGUUUGCUGCCGGCCGCUGUCCUGUGUUCUCGGAAGCAGUAAAAGCCUGGAGAACCUGAACCUUUUAGGAAACGACCUGGGGCCGGACGGAGUCAGCAGACUGUGGAAGCCCUUGAGAAAGUCGACGUGCAGGCUGCGGAAACUCGGGUAA